Vombatus ursinus (common wombat) is the source of this 515-nucleotide messenger RNA. RefSeq names its product interleukin-17A-like. Bases 54 to 515 code for a protein of 153 amino acids. Gene Ontology annotation, biological process: inflammatory response. NCBI's taxonomy places the organism in Eukaryota, Metazoa, Chordata, Mammalia, Diprotodontia, Vombatidae. The record is from RefSeq and is a predicted model, not a curated record. The transcript has 3 exons. Gene Ontology annotation, molecular function: cytokine activity. Gene Ontology annotation, cellular component: extracellular region.
GCCUCUCAGCAGACACACAACCAUCAAUCCCAGACUGAGAAAGAGAAGCCACCAUGUCUUCUCCGAGCAACUCGCCAGGGUUCAAGUCACUGCUACUGUUGCUGAUUCUGGUGGUCAUGAUGAAGACAGGAGUCUCAAUGCCAAAGAGGUCGGGCUGUCCGAAAGCUGAAGGAAAUGACUCUUCUCAGAGUGUGAGGAUCAACAUGAAUAUCGUUAAUCGAAACCAAGGCUCAAAGAUAUCCCCCGAUUACAAGAACCGCUCCACCUCUCCUUGGGAUAUGGUUCCUAAUGAGGAUGCCAACAGACUGCCCCGCACGAUAUGGGAGGCUAAGUGCCGUCACUCAGGCUGCAUCAAUGCCGAGGGGAAAGAGGACCACCACGUGAACUCUGUCGCAAUCCAGCAAGAGAUCUUGGUCCUCCGUAGAGAGUUCCCAAACUGCUCCACUUCCUUCCGACUGGAGAAGAUGCUGGUGACUGUGGGCUGCACCUGUGUCACCCCACGCACCGUGUCCUGA